Molecule: messenger RNA, 159 nt
Organism: Psammomys obesus (fat sand rat)
Lineage: Eukaryota; Metazoa; Chordata; Mammalia; Rodentia; Muridae
Product: NADH dehydrogenase [ubiquinone] 1 beta subcomplex subunit 1-like
Exons: 1
Coding region: 1-159 (52 amino acids)
Cellular component (GO): mitochondrion
Source: RefSeq, a predicted model, not a curated record
AUGAUGGACUUACUUCAGCUAGUCUGUGACCCCUGGGUUCAUGUGUUUGUCCCCAUGGGCUUUGUCUUUGGGUGUUACCUAGACAAGAGGGAUGACGAAAAGCUGACUGCCCUCCGGAAUGAGAGCAUGCUAUUUCAAAGGGAACCGAGGUCCAACUGA